Papilio xuthus (Asian swallowtail) is the source of this 1258-nucleotide messenger RNA. RefSeq lists its product as uncharacterized. NCBI's taxonomy places the organism in Eukaryota, Metazoa, Arthropoda, Insecta, Lepidoptera, Papilionidae. Bases 14 to 1129 code for a protein of 371 amino acids. The transcript has 8 exons. The record is from RefSeq and is a predicted model, not a curated record.
UCGCGUGACUACUAUGUCACAUAUAAAAAGAAUCGUAAACUUGAAAGAAAUGUUGAGAUAUUUUAUUUUAAUAAAUUUAUUAUUUGCUCUUAAAGCCUUAGUCUUAUCCAAGAAUGUCGACUCCAAUCCAAAUAAAAGUUUUGAUCGAUAUGAUGUAGUUAUUAGAAUAGGAUCUGGUCCAAAUAAUUUUUUACUUCGUCUAAUUUGCGUUAUUCACAAAGAUAAUGCCUUAUUGUGUAGAAGAGCACAAAGUAAAAUACACAAGGCUAAUAGUAUUCUAGAAGCGUUUUUCACUUCGAGAAACACAUCUGGACUUAUUCGACAAAAUAAAAACAGUCCUGCUACUUCUAUCCAAACCUUUACUUUGAAAAGUCAAGGAAACUUUGAAGUUGCAAGAAAUUUUAAAGUUAAAAAUAAACAUUUGCGUAAAUUUAUAUGCGUACCAAAGUCAAAAAGAAUAAUAAUGUUCCAUAAUUUUAUCUAUUCCCCUACUAUUCAUAUGAAAAAAAUUACGAGUUAUCAAAAAUCAUAUGGACUUCACAAAAUAAGAAAGAGAAACGUUUUGAAUAGUGAGUUUGAAGCAAAAUUCAAUUUGAUUAAUUUGGUUGAAGGAUUAAAUGAAAAAUAUAUUUCUAAUUUGAAUGAGACAAUGAUCGGGAAUGAUGAAAAAGAAAAUAAACAUCGAGGAGAAUUCAUGAAGAGCAAAAUUAAAAAAAUUAUAGGUGAAAACGGUCAUCUCACUCUUAACUGCCCCGAAGCAACAUUGGAAUCCAAGGUUGAAUGGUAUAAAAAUAAUGAAAAGCUAAAUUCUUCAUUUAGAAAUAACAUGGCAGAGACUGAAAAAGAACCGCAUUUAACUAUUGAUGCAUAUAAUUCCCUCUAUAUAUUACAAGCUACUAAGGAAGAAGAAGGUGUUUACACAUGUUAUGUUGACGGCAAACCAUACCAAUCCUACUGUGUAAAAGUUGUAUCAAAAUCUAAAUUACUCAAUCAAGAAUUUUUUAGAUAUUCCAUUUAUCUUGGAUUUGUAUUAUCUCUAACUAUAACAUGCUAUUGUGCCGGAAUUUGUGUUGCUUGGCAUCAAAGAAACUACUUUGCUGAUCCAUUGUACUUAAGUUUGAUUUGUUAAAAAUUACAGUACUUGUGUAUAUGAACAAGGAAACGUAAAAAGGUUUGAACAAGAGAUGUAUAAAAUGCAGAUCAAGAGGUGAACUUGGCUCAUGUGGGGACCCAUUCCCGUUUAAUGUAACAGAACCGG